Messenger RNA from Chara braunii, 3327 nucleotides. The record is from the annotation of a GenBank genome assembly. Lineage: Eukaryota; Viridiplantae; Streptophyta; Charophyceae; Charales; Characeae.
GCGCGCCCGCAGCUGCGAAGUCCGUCAUUCUCCCGCCGGAACGUUGGGUGCGUGGAAGCAACCAGCCGAGCAGCCAAUCUGCUAGCUAUCGGCAUUACUGGUCUCGGAACCAGUCGAUCGUUUCUUGCCCAUAGCUAGCAGAGAGGAACGGGCAGGAAGGAAAGACUUAGUGUGAGGGCGGAAGAGUGGGAGGCGGAAGCAGGGCAGCAUGAAGGCGAUCGGGGACGCGAUGACCAAGCACGUUGCCUGUGCAGCGCCAGGACCGAGCCUGGGAUCGACAUGUAUGUUGCCAGAAGGAGCAGGGCGGCGCGGAAGAGGUGGGAGAGGGAGGUGGGAUGGCGGUCGCACAACAAGGUGCUCCUUCGGGAGUGUGGGUGGAGAUGCUGUUUCCCCCCUCGAGGUCGGCGAGGCUAGUUGCAGCCGCAACAGCGGCACGAGCAAGAAAUGGCCGACGUCGUCUUCGUGUUCGACGGCCUUUUUCUCCUCCUCCUCCUCCUCCUCCUCCUCCUCCUCUCCCUUCUCGUCCUGCGGACGGACGUCACGAGAGCGCUGUCUAGGCAGGGACAGCAGCAAGUGUUCAAUGGUCAUCGUAUGGACAACGCCAACGACGGCGAGGGGGCGGCGGCGGAGCAGUGGACACGUGUCAGCAUUGCCCGGCAGGACAGCGCGGCGCGCAGCAGGGCCAUUGCCUGGCACGGCGGUAGCAAUGAGUGGAAGGGGACCGGAGGGAGGAAACGGCCAACAGAGAUUCGCGGGAUUUCCGAGCAUCCAACUUCCUCCGUCGUCUGGCUCCUCGUCGGGAUCGGAACCGUACUUGCCCUUCCGCCCACCCCCAGGGAUGUCGUCCGGUCCGAGCGUAUCUGGUACGACCGAAGAUCAUCUGGAGGUCCUUCGCGAGCGCCGCGCCGCGUGGCAGGAGCUUGCCCCUUACCUCUCCGCGCUCGCGCGCGCCGGCUUUACCCCUGCCACGAUCGACGAGGCGACGGGGCUUACUGGGGUGGAGCAGAACAACAUCAUCGUUGGCGCACAGGUUUACAACUCUCUUAGAGCCGGAGGUCUGGAUCCCGACGUGCUGGCGGAGUUCGAAGUGUCUGGCGCGGAGGUCCUGUACGAGCUGAGGAUACUGUCGAACUCCCAGCGGAAGGCGGCGGCGGAGUACGUAUCUGCGCACAAGCUGGACGCGAAGGGAGCGCGCGAUUUGGCGCGUGCCAUCAAGGAUCACGAGCGGAAGCGCGGCGGAGAUGCGCGCCGGUUCUUCAGCACCGCUCCGGGCGAUUGCCUCGCGUUCUCGUAUUAUCGGUUGAGUAGAGAAGGCAGGAGCGAGGAGGAGCGGAAGGAGGCGGCGGAGAAGGGGUUGGAGCACGCGGUAACGGAGAGCGCGAGGCAGGCGUUGGAAGCGGUGCUGAGAGGAGAGCGCGAGGGGCGGGGGGGCGCGCUGGCCGGCAUCGUUGACGCAGGCGGCGGGAAUGUCGUAAUGAGCAAGUUGGAAUUGCACCGGCUAACUGCGGACGAAGUGUCUUGGCGGGUUGUUCCUCUGGUUGGGGAUUUGGCGUCAAUAGACGAGGAGGCGAUCUCUAUGGCGCCCAAGCCCCGGUUGGGCACCGCUUCCGGGGCUUUUUGUACGGUUCACACGGAGAAGAGCGAGAGAGAGGAGCAGUGGGCGGUAGUCCCUGGCUGGGUGGCUUUGGCCAAGGCGGCCUCUCCUGUCGCUCUUAUUGUCCAUGCCGAGGCAGUGAAAAACAGGCGCGUACCAGACGCCCAGUGGGCGGCAAUGAGGCCGGAAAUAGAUUUUCCGGUGCUGCUGAUAGUAGACAGAGAAGUCGAUGCUGUCGUGGAGACAGAGUACUAUAUCCAGGGGAAGGACGGGAAGGAUGAGGAGAAGGGAGUGUUAUUAGUCACAGGAAGCAAGGUGCUUGAAAGUGGGCGGCGACCAUGCGGGAGAGUUGUUCUGGGAAUGAAACCCCCUCUCCCACAGGUAGACGAUGACACCCUCGACGAUUCUUGAUGUCUGGAAUCUCUCCCCCCUCCUUUGCGUGUCUGUGUGUGACACUCUGUGUGUGCGUGUGUGUGUGUGCGUGUGUGUUUCAUUUUCAUUUUCAUUCCUUCUCAGUUCCCCCGUCUUCUUUGAUAAUCAUGGCCCUCGUCGCCGUCUCUACCUACUCUACCCCACCUUGCGGACGGUAAGUUAUGCGGUCCUUCUUUCGCUUGCCCAUUGAUUCAGGUUGAAGCUUCGUCUUUCUUUUCCUUUCCCCACUUUCUCCCCUUUUUUCUACCUCGGGUUUGUUUGGAAAUUAUUUGCGAUUUCGGCCGACUGCUGCAUUCAUCGAUUUGUACAGUUAGUCCAAUUAUCUUGUAGCUGAAAAAAAAGAGAAGAUUCGUUCCGAAUGAAAAAGGAUCAGCUGUGUACAUGCUUGUGCGUUCCCUUCGCCUCAUCUCUAUGUCUGUUUGUCUGCCUGUCUAUUUGUCUGUCUAUGUGUCUGUCUGUCUCGGCACAUCUCUCUGUCUGCCUGUAUACAUGCCCUUUCAAGUUCUGUCUGCCCGCUGCUUUCUGUCGGCUUCUCUGUCUCUCUGUCUGCCUUCCUGCCUGCCUGUCUGUCUGCGUCUUCCUUCGAGAAGAAGUUUGCGCAGAGUCACAAUAGAGGACAGCCAAGAUUCGAACCUACGCCUUUCGCCGCAAGAGAUAAACGUGUCUGUCUGUCUGCCUGCCUGCCUGUCUGCCACAAUAGAUAAACCUGUCUGCCGCAAUAGAUCAACCUGUCUGCGUCUUCCUUCGAGAAGAAGGUUGCGAUUAGAGGCAGGAUUCGAACCUACGACUUUCGCCGCAAUAAACCUCUCUGUCUGUCUGUCUGCCUGUCUGAACCUGUCUGCCUGUCUGAACCUGUCUGUCUGCAGCUAUAGAUAAACCUGUCGGCGUCUUCCUUCUAGAAGAAGGUUGCGAAGAGUCACAAUAGACGGACAUAUAGAGAGACAGAUAGACAAGAUGCAUUGAGGAGAGGCAGGAUUCGAACCUCUAACGUGCGACUUUCGAUAUUUUUCUGCAUACCGCGUCAGGUUUAUCUAUUGCGUUUGCGAGCCGUUUAUUAGUGGGGGCAUCAACACCAUUACCGCGGGGACGCGGGGACGUGUCUCCUCUUCUUCCUGUCCGGGUGUGUGCCUUGAUUCUGCCUUUAUGGUGAUACAGAUGUACCUUCCGCCAAUGUUCCCUUGCUGCAAAGGUCCUUACGAAGAUCCUAUCCUAGCGCACGGACGUGUGCGAUAACUGUGGCGAUAAAGAUGUACCUUGCACCAUCUCUUCUCCUUCCUGUUCGAUAAAGAUGUACCUUGCAC